CGGGCCACUAGCAUCAGAUGGUUUAACUGCGCUGCCUACCAACCUAUCUCCCAGGCAUUUGAAUAGAUAACUGAUCGCUAUCCUCCCGGACAAGGAUCUUUCGCUCUCAGACACCCGAUCUAUUUCGACACCUCCAAGACCCAAGUCCCCAUCCAACAUGGCAAACUACGACCAGUACCAGACGCCGCUGGGCAUGCGCUAUGCCAGCAAGGAAAUGCUCCAGCUGUUCUCCCCUCGGAGUCGCGCCAACACCUGGAGGCAGCUCUGGAUCCACCUUGCCGAGGCCGAGCACGAACUGGGCCUGCCUCAGGUCACAGCUGAGAAAAUCGCCGAGCUCAAGGCCAACGCCUACGUGAGCGAUGAGGCUUUCGAGGUCAUUCGCGUCGAAGAGAAGAUCCGACGCCACGAUGUCAUGGCCAACGUCCACGCUUACGGGAAAGAGGCUCCCAACGCAGCUGGCAUCAUCCAUCUCGGCGCGACGUCCUGCUAUGUCACCGACAAUGCCGAGCUGAUCUUUAUCAAGAAGGGCCUGGAACUGCUCCUGCCCAAGCUCGCCAAGGUUGUCAGCAACCUGCAGAAAUUUGCCCUCAAGUACAAGGACGUCCCGACCCUUGGCUUCACCCACCUCCAGCCGGCCCAGCUUAUCACGGUGGGCAAGCGCGCGUGCCAGUGGAUCCAGGAGCUCGUGAUGGACCUCGAGGACAUCGAGCAUGUUCUCGCCAACCUCCGCCUGCGCGGCAUCCAGGGAACCACGGGCACCAAGGCCUCGUUCAUGGAGCUGUUCGAGGGUGACGAGGUCAAGGUGAACAAGCUCAACGACAUCCUGUGUGGAAAGCUGGGCUUCGGUGGCGUCUAUGACAUCUCGACGCAGACGUACACCCGCAAGGUCGACCUGCGCAUAGCCAACGCGCUUUCGGCCUUUGGUGCCACGGCCGAGCGCAUCAGCCUCGACAUCCGCCACCUGGCCAACUGGAAGGAGAUCGAGGAGCCCUUUGAGGCCGGCCAGAUCGGCUCAUCCGCCAUGGCCUACAAGCGUAACCCCAUGCGUAGCGAGCGCAUAACCAGUCUUGGCCGCAAGCUGUCGACCCUCAACGCCAACUUCACCAAGACAUUUGAGGUCCAGAUGAUGGAACGCACGCUCGACGACUCGGCCAUCAGGCGCAUCGACAUUCCCGAGAUGUUCUUGCUCGCGGACGCAAUACUGAUCUCGCUCGACAACGUGACGGACGGCCUGGUCGUGUACCCAGCCACCAUCCGCAGUCGUGUGAUGCAGGAGCUCCCCUUCAUGGCGACUGAGAACAUCAUUAUGAAGCUAGUAGCCAAGGGCGCUUCGAGGCAGGAGGCGCACGAGGAGAUCCGCGUGCUGUCGCACCAGGCUUCACACGCGGUCAAGAUGGAGGGCAAGGCCAAUGACCUGAUCGAGCGCAUCCGCGACACGGCUUACUUUGCGCCCGUUCAUGCCGAGCUCGACGCGAUGCUCGACCCGGCCCUGUUCACCGGUUGCUCCCAGUCCAUUGUGGAACGGUACUGUGGCCACGACGGUGCUGUAGAAAAGGCACUGGCCCCCUACAAGCAGCAUAUCGCGUCCGCCGCCACGGCUGAGCUGUCAGUCUAGCUUGACGACUAUUGGGCUGCGAAUCGAGUCGCAGGAUCAAGGCGCCCAGCACGACACUCGGAAGAAAGGGCAGAAACAAGAAAGCGAAAAAGAAAAAGAAAAAGAAAAGUGCGAAGGGGCUCAACUAGCUCAAGGAGAGGGCAGCCCGGUUGUUUUUAAAGGCCAAAUUUUCUCUCCAUGCUUUUCAAGGAAUAUGGCGUUGGGUGCUAGAAAAUUUCGAGAGUUUAGUUCACGCGGGAAGGGGAAAUGUUGAUGCAGGUGGUCAAAAGCAGAACAUAAAAAUAAAAAAAUAAAAAAGGAAAAAUUCACUGCGAACAUGCAGCAGCAGCAGAGCAGCUCGGCCUGCAUUUGCCCAGCGUAUUUGCCAG
Messenger RNA from Gaeumannomyces tritici R3-111a-1, 1983 nucleotides. RefSeq names its product adenylosuccinate lyase. The transcript has 7 exons. Lineage: Eukaryota; Fungi; Ascomycota; Sordariomycetes; Magnaporthales; Magnaporthaceae. Bases 158 to 1615 code for a protein of 485 amino acids. The record is from RefSeq and is a predicted model, not a curated record. Gene Ontology annotation, biological process: 'de novo' AMP biosynthetic process. Gene Ontology annotation, molecular function: (S)-2-(5-amino-1-(5-phospho-D-ribosyl)imidazole-4-carboxamido) succinate lyase (fumarate-forming) activity; N6-(1,2-dicarboxyethyl)AMP AMP-lyase (fumarate-forming) activity. Gene Ontology annotation, cellular component: cytosol.